Molecule: messenger RNA, 2981 nt
Organism: Girardinichthys multiradiatus
Lineage: Eukaryota; Metazoa; Chordata; Actinopteri; Cyprinodontiformes; Goodeidae
Exons: 2
Coding region: 1-2871 (956 amino acids)
Source: RefSeq, a predicted model, not a curated record
AUGACUGGCACACCAAUGGCCGAUUUGUGGGACGAGUUGUGCGUGGUGACAGACCUAUGCCUGCGUCUCCACAGAAGCGCUGUCCAAGCAUCCGGGAGAGCCAUGGCCCUGAUGGUCACUCAGGAGAGAGCUAGAUGGCUGAACCUGUCUAGCCUGUCUCAGAGGGAAAAGAACCAGCUCCUCGACACCCCCGUGGACCCAAAGAGCUUAUUCGGACCCACUGUGGCAGCCAUGCAAAAACGCUGUGAGGAAAAGAAGAGGGAAGGUGAAGCGCUAAAGCUGUGUCUGCCCAGGAAAGCGCAGCCUCCUCCCCCUCCAGCACCCCGUGUGCCGUUCGCUCAAGCGGCAGCUCGACCAGCCUACCGCAUCCCCAAACGCCAGCCUCAGCCGCAGUCAGCGGACCGUGGGAAACAAACCGAGCUCAAAGGACACGUCCUGUCCCAGUUCGAGUUCAGAACGCCACGUUCAAGGCAACUCAAACGGCCUGCAGAGCCGACGUUGGAGCUCAUCGUUCAGAGCCGACCGAAGCGGAGGAGGAUCAAAGCCACCGAGAGCUCAGUGGAGCCGCAGCUGUGGCCAGAAAGCACACACCAGUGCACAAACACAUGCCAGUGUCUAAAAACACGACCUUCCCCCUUCACAACAUGUUCAAUAAAGUUGUUUUCUGGCACGCAUCCAGGCCUGGAGCCGAGGGCGCAGCCACAACAAAAAAACAUGAAAAAUAUGUUAAAAAUAACACAAGGACAGGACGUGCAGCUGCACAUGAGGCCACAAGGGGGAGCUCUCGCUCCAGCUUUGGCACAGCGGCAGGCUGGAGCUCCCGCUCCACCCUUGCCACAGCUGCACAUGAGGCCACAAGGGGGAGCUCUCACCCUACCUCUAACACAGCAGGCUGUUUUUUCUGUGGAAGAAGCAGACCUGGGACGAGCGCAGCUGGCAGUUGUAGCGGAACAGCAGAUCCCUCAGCCGGUGUUGCGCAGUGUUUACACGGAAGCACCUUUAGGUCCACUGGCAAACAACACUCAGCUGUGGCGAGCGUGUGGAGCGUCAGAUUGGGUGAUAAAGACUGUAUCCAAGGGAUACAGGCUCCAAUUUGUGACAGCCCCACCCCGUUUCAAGGGCAUAGUACAGUCAUACGCCCGGGGAGAGUCCGCUCGCGUCCUGCAGGAGGAAAUAAUUUCCCUGCAGCACAAAAGAGCUGUCCGGCUGGUACCGCAGGAGAAAAGCAGAGACGGGUUUUACUCCAGAUACUUUCUCGUGCCGAAAAGGGGCGGGGGUCUGCGACCGAUAUUGGAUCUGUGGGCUCUGAACACAUAUCUGAGACGGUAUUCGUUCAGGAUGCUAACACACGCAGCUCUGAUAAAGUUUGCGCAUCAAGGAGACUGGUUUGUCUCCAUAGACUUGAAAGACGCAUAUUUCCAUAUCCCUAUAUACCCCCCUCACAGAAAAUACCUCAGAUUUGCGUUUCAGGGAGAGAUAUACGAGUACCUGGUACUUCCUUUUGGCCUCUCACUGAGCCCACGUGUGUUCGUGAAAUGCACCGAGGCAGCCAUCGCGCCUCUGAGGGAAAGGGGGAUGCGUCUGGCGACGUAUAUAGACGAUUGGCUGAUUGCAGCUCAGUCUUUAGAGGAGCUCAGGACGCAUGCCGAGAUGCUUACUUUACAUCUGACAGCCCUGGGAUUCACAAUAAACUGGGAAAAGAGCAUUUUAACCCCAGUACAAACAAUCACCUUCAUUGGCCUGUCCCUGAAUUCAGUCGAGUUCAGAGCGCGCCUCUCAGCGGAACGAGUAAAAGCCUUUCAGGCUUGUCUGGCACUCUUUCGCAGAGGCACACAGGUGAAAUUCAGGUUAUGCCUCAGACUGCUGGGUCUGAUGGCGUCUGCGCUGGCGGUCAUCACACUCGGCCGUCUACACAUGCGCCCGUUUCAAAGGUGGGUGGCGUCACUCAGCUUGAGCCCCACACGCCAUGCUCACCGCAGCGUCCUGGUUUCUCUCAUAUGUGCACGCGCGCUGAGCCCGUGGAAGCGUCCCGGUUUUCUCAACACCGGCGUUACCAUGGGAACCAUCCCGACGAGGAAGGUAAUUACCACAGAUGCCUCGCUGACAGGCUGGGGAGCCACUCACGAGGGGAUGAUGGUAAACGGCGUUUGGAGUCCACAAACACAGACAGCUCACAUAAAUUGUCUGGAACUCCUGGCCGUGAUGCUGGCACUGAGACACUUUCUGCCCUUUAUCAAAGGGCACCAUGUUUUGGUCAGAACGGACAACACAACAGUGGUUGCUUACAUCAACAGACAGGGGGGUCUGCGCUCACGUCAUUUACACGAGCUGGCAUACAGACUGAUAAUCUGGACCAGCUCACACUUGCUGUCGCUAAGAGCGACUCACGUGCCAGGGGUAAUGAACAGAGGCGCGGAUCUGCUGUCAAGGGGCAAUCCCCGCUACAAAGAGUGGAAACUCCACAGCGAGGUGAUGACCCAAAUAUGGAAGAGGUACGGCCGAGCGGAAGUCGACCUCUUCGCAUCAGGGGAAAAUGCUCAGUGUCCGAUGUUUUUCUCACUGACAGAGCAACAAGCUCCGCUUGGGCUGGAUGCUCUAGCGCACAAAUGGCCGCCGGCCCUACUGUACGCCUUUCCCCCACUGGAACUGAUCAUUCCUACUCUCGCCAGGGUGCGAGAGGGAAAACACUCACUCAUUCUGAUAGCUCCCCGCUGGCCAGGGAAACAUUGGCUAGCGGAGAUUUUUCAGAUGCUACACGGCGAGCCAUGGCGGCUUCCCCUCCGCAGAGAUCUCCUGACGCAGGCACGCGGAGAAAUAUUUCAUCCGCAUCCAGAGCGCAUGGCCCUAUGGGCCUGGCCUGUGAGGGGUUAAAUCUGGCUGCCAGUGGGCUUCCCCAGAGCGUUAUUGACACAAUUCAAAAUGCAAGGGCCAUUUCCACGCGUAACGUGUAUGAGGGUAAAUGGCAGGCAUUCGUGGGUUGG